AUGGAAAAAGGCAGUCCUGCUGAAGAAUUAAUUAAGAGCUAUCCCCCAGGGGGUAAUAGUUACGAAAAAGCUUUAAAACAGCUGAAAAUGCGUUUCGGCAGAGAGGAACUAUUGAUUCAGAACACUUCUAAAAAUUCAUUAAGAAAAUUGUUCGAUCAACUUGAGAGUAAACUGCGAUCACUUGAAUUAUUAGGUGUUACUAGGGAAAAAUAUGCUGCAAUGCUUUUUCCACUAGUUGAAUCAUCAUUACCCGAAGAAACUCUUGUUGCUUGGCAGCGCUAUAGAUCUGCUCAUCGUAGAAUUCGAGAAGUGAAUUUAGAUGAUUCAGACGAAAGUAAAACUAUAAUUGAGAAAAGUGAUUUAGAAUGCAUUUUAGAAUUUUUACAAGCCGAAGUUGAAGCUGAAGAACGCAUUUUUUUAGCCUCUCAAAGUUUCAACACAUCGAAACCAAAAGCAGAAGUAAAACAUAAUCCUUCCUAUGAGAAAAAGGUAAUAGAGAACAAAUGUAAGAGUAGAAAUUUUUCAAAUAUACCUAGUGCAACAGACCUUCUAACUUCAUCUCAAGUAUCAAAACAGUGUAUAUUCUGUUCUAAUUCACAUUUUUCUGGAGACUGUCUAAAAGUAAGAAAAAUACCUUUAAGGCAGAGGGAGUCACUGGUUCAACAAUCUCACAAGUGUUUUUUAUGUUUGAAAUCCAGACAUUCAGUCAAGGAUUGUAACUUGAAAGUUGGUUGCUUGUGCUGUGGUAAAAAACACCACAUUUUUCUGUGUAGAAAGAUGCACCAAAUAACUAUGUCAAAAAACGAAGAAUCACCUGAAGUUGAAAAGAAAACUGAGAUUAGUGCUGAAGUGGAUCAAGCUCUUUCAAAUUUAUCUUCUACUCCGGACGUAAUGCUUCAAACAUUCAAAGUUAUAAUUAGAAGUAAUGGGAAAAAACGCGUCGCAAGAGCUAUUAUCGAUACUGCUUCACAGCGAUCAUAUUUAUUAAGAAGUACAGCUAAAGAAAUGAACUAUGAACCUCAGAGUUGUGAAUAUUUACAACACUCUUUAUUUGGAGGGAAGGACUCAGGGAUAUGCAAGCAUGAUGUAUACACUUUAUAUUUAUCGAGUGUGCAUGGGAAUUAUAAUUGCAACUUUAAAGUUCUUAGUCAACAAAUUAUUUGUAAGUCAGUGCCACCUACUGUCAACAAGCUUUGUCUGAAAGAGUUAGCAGCCUGUAAUAUAAAUAUUGUGGAUGAUUGUCAAAAUCCUAUUGAGAUUCUUAUUGGGGCUGAUGUAGCUGGAAAACUCAUGACAGGUGGUCGUCGUGAGUUGCCUUGUGGUCUCGUAGCUAUUGAGACCAAAUUUGGAUGGUCAGUUAUGGGACGAAUGCCGAAUACUUCGAAAAGUGAGUUUUCAUCAUCGUUCUUAGUUACAUCCUUGUUAUCUACUGUGGAGACCAUAACAGAUCUAUGGACUUUGGACACACUUGGGAUCACUGACCCAUCAGUCAAGAAAAACCAGACUGAACUACAAGAAGCUGCUCGGUUACAUUUUCUAAAUACAGUUCGUAUAGUCGAUGAUCGUUUCGAGGUUGAUUUGCCCUGGUUGGAAUAUCAUCCACCACUAACAGACUAUUUUGACUUAGCCGAGAGAAGACUGAACAAAACUGUUAAACGUCUUAAAAUCGAGUCCAAUUAUGAAGCUUAUGGAGAUGUUUUCAAGGAAUGGCUAGAAGAGGGAGUAAUUGAAGAGGCUGAUAAAAAUUAUCAAGGGCAAGUUCUUUACCUUCCUCAUCGAGAAGUUAUCAAAAAGAAUAGCACUACAAAACUCCGACCGGUAUUUGAUGCUUCGGCCAAAGUAAAGGGAUUUCCUAGUCUUAAUGACUGCUUAGAAAAAGGCCCAAAUCUAAUAGAACAGCUUCCGAGUAUUUUAACACGCUUUCGAAAAGAAAAGAUUGGUGUUAUUGCUGAUAUACGAAGAGCCUUUCUUCAAAUAAGUGUUUCACCUACUGAUAGAGACUUUUUGCGGUUCUUAUGGCUUGAUAGUGAUGGUCAACUGAAAGUGUACAGGCACUGCCGUGUAGUUUUUGGUGUAGCAAGUAGCCCUUUUCUUCUAAACUCUACUAUUCAGCUUCACCUACAAACUGUUUUAGAGAAAAUAGAAACCGGUGAAUCCUUAUAUACGAAAGGUGUCAUUCAAAAAACUUAUGCAUAG
Stegodyphus dumicola is the source of this 2196-nucleotide messenger RNA. RefSeq lists its product as uncharacterized. NCBI's taxonomy places the organism in Eukaryota, Metazoa, Arthropoda, Arachnida, Araneae, Eresidae. The record is from RefSeq and is a predicted model, not a curated record.